AUGUGGUGUCUGUUUUCACGAAGCCGGACAGCUUUCUUGAGAUUCUGCAAUGUCUCAGUUUUUAUUGUGAUAAACUUUUAAAUUUCAAAGUCAAUUCAAUAGAAAAGGGGAAACGACUAUUUAAUGCAACCAUACUGAGAUGCAGAUCCGAGUGAAAGUUUCAGCUUUGUGAAUAAUGUCGGGCUGGAGAAACAACUACUUAAGAGCUUUAGUUUUACAGCGAUAAAGGUUAUUAAUAAUGAUCUUGUAUUUGCUUUGCAAUAAUCUUUUUAAGCGUGGUCUGAAACACGGCAAGAAAAAUGAAGUAUAUGCGCAAAUGUGCAGAUCUAAAACAUCUGCACCGAAAAACUUCUGCGAUUACGAGAGCAUGAGAAGCACUUACAAGAUACAGGUUCCUCAGCGGUUUAACUUUGCCAAAGAUGUGCUGGAGCAGUGGGAAACCAAAGAAAAGAGUGGACAAAGGUCGUCUCUUCCAGCUCUGUGGUGGGUAAAUGACCACGGGACAGAGGUCAGAUGGAGUUUUGAGGAGUUGGGCUUCCACGCUAGAAAACUUGCAAACGUCCUGCAUCAGGUGUGCAGUUUGGAAAGGGGGGAUCGUGUGUUCCUCAUCUUACCCAGAGUUCCUGAGUGGUGGCUGGUUAAUGUGGCAUGUAUAAGAACAGGUACAGUUUUGAUUCCUGGCACUUCUCAGCUCACAGCUCGAGAUAUGCGUCACAGACUGAUAACGUCUGGGGCCAAGUGUGUGAUCACAGAUGAAACACUGGCUCCACUGUUGGACACUGUAGCCUCAGACUGCCCUUCCAUCUCCACCAAGCUUCUGCUGUCCCACAAGGCCAUGGACGGCUGGGGCAACCUGACUGAGCUCAUGGGAACAGUGUCAGAUGACCAUGUUUGCGUGGACACCAGCAGUGAGGAGCCCAUGACAAUCUUCUUCACCAGCGGCACAACGGGCUCACCAAAAAUGACCCAACACAGCCACUGUAGUUAUGGCUUGGGGCUCACAGUGAACGGCAGGUACUGGCUGGAUUUGACUGAGCAGGAUGUAUUCUGGAACACCUCAGACACGGGCUGGGCGAAAUCAGCAUGGAGCAGCGUGUUUGCUCCAUGGAUUCAAGGAGCUUGUGUGUUUGCUCACCACAUGCCACGCUUCGAUACAAGCACAGUUCUCAAGACUCUGAGCAACUAUCCCAUCACCACCUUCUGCACGGCACCGACCGCCUAUCGAAUGCUUGUACAGGAUGACUUAUCGAAGUAUAAAUUCCAGUCUCUUGAACACUGUCUGUGCGCCGGAGAGCCCAUUAACCCAGAGGUGAUGUGCAAAUGGAAAGAGCUCACUGGACUGGACAUCUAUGAGGGAUACGGACAGACUGAGACUGUUUUAAUAGCGGGUACAUUCAAAGGCAUGAAGAUCAAACCAGGAUCUUUUGGAAAAGCUUCACCAGGAUAUGACGUGCAGGUGGUGGAUGAAAACGGCUCUAUUGUGCCACAAGGACAAGAGGGAGACCUUGGCAUCAUAGUGAAACCAGAGAGACCCUUCUCUCUUUUUACAGAGUAUACGGGGGAGCCAGAGCGCACGGCAGAAUGUUUCCGUGGCGAUUUCUACCUGACAGGUGACCGGGGAAUGAUGGACGCCGAAGGAUACCUGUGGUUCAUCGGCAGAUCUGAUGAUGUCAUCCUGUCAGCAGGGUACCGUAUUGGUCCAUUUGAGGUGGAAAAUGCCCUGAUAGAGCAUCCAGCUGUAGCUGAAUCAGCUGUAGUCAGCAGCCCUGAUCCGGUUCGAGGAGAGGUGGUGAAGGCUUUUGUUGUGCUGACAGCAGAUUUUAAAUCAAGAGCCCGUAAGGAACUGAUCAAGGAACUGCAAACACAUGUAAAGAGCGUCACAGCUCCCUACAAAUAUCCACGCAAGAUUGAGUUUGUGGAUCAGCUGCCCAAGACAGUAAGUGGGAAAAUAAGACGAGUGGAGUUGAGAAAGAAGGAAUGGGGACAGCCAACGAGCUAAAACUGGAACUGAGAAAUCAAAUGUAAAAAUGGCAUUCCACCUCCUCACAUACUACAUUCCCAAAUGUCUUCCCACAUUUUUGGAGAUGCAUCAUAAAGAGAUAAAUAUGAAACGAUUUUCAGUAUCUCAGCUCGCCAGCAGAUAGCAGCACUUCAUUAUGUCUUUCUUCAUUUACCAUAUAUUUUAAUAGCUUUUAAUUCUACGACCCUAUGCAUAAUUCAUGUUUAAAUGGAGUAACAUGAAAGUUAGAUUUUGUAGCCUUUGUCUAAAUGUAUGAUACACGUUUUUCUUCAUAUUCUGCUGCACAUGCAAAACAAAAUGUGAAUCAUUUGAUAACAAGAGUAAGCAUUUAUCACCAUAUUGUUUAGAAUGAACAGUUUUUAUGUGUGUGAUUUUUACAAGAGAUAAACUUUGAUUCAUCA
Molecule: messenger RNA, 2421 nt
Organism: Danio aesculapii
Lineage: Eukaryota; Metazoa; Chordata; Actinopteri; Cypriniformes; Danionidae
Gene: acsm3
Product: acyl-CoA synthetase medium chain family member 3
Exons: 13
Coding region: 239-1999 (586 amino acids)
Biological process (GO): fatty acid biosynthetic process; acyl-CoA metabolic process
Cellular component (GO): mitochondrial matrix
Molecular function (GO): fatty-acyl-CoA synthase activity; fatty acid ligase activity
Source: RefSeq, a predicted model, not a curated record